This is a messenger RNA of Bombina bombina (fire-bellied toad), 2220 nucleotides long. RefSeq names its product OTU deubiquitinase 5 (gene OTUD5). The record is from RefSeq and is a predicted model, not a curated record. Bases 124 to 1635 code for a protein of 503 amino acids. Lineage: Eukaryota; Metazoa; Chordata; Amphibia; Anura; Bombinatoridae. The transcript has 9 exons. Gene Ontology annotation, biological process: protein deubiquitination. Gene Ontology annotation, molecular function: cysteine-type deubiquitinase activity; K63-linked deubiquitinase activity.
GUUCUGUGUCACGUGACGCUUUCGAUCGAUCAGUGACAGGAAGCGGGUGCUCGGGCUCGCGCACGGUUCUGCGGAAUCUGGGCAUUGGACCGUGCACGGUGGUUGACGUAGAAUUCGGUAUCUAUGACUAUCUUACCGAAAAAGAAGCCGCCUCCCCCUUCGGAGCCGGAGGACGGACGCGGAGGUGGUGGGGAGCGCGGAGGGCCGGGCGGUUCGGACUGUCGCCCUGGGGCAAGGCCUCGAUCGUCUCCGCCUCCAGGACAGGGAUCAACCGGACAGGAUGGGAGCUGUGUUGUCUCUGGGCCGGGGCAUAGCAAAAGGAGGCGGCAACAAGCUGCCAGCGGAGAACGGGUAGCUGUGGGAAUCCCGGGGGCUGGGGCCAGCCCCGAUGGGGAAGAGUGCGCAGGGAAUAACAGUGAGGAUGAAUACGAGACAGCGGCCAGGACGGAGACAAUAGACCCGGACACCGCGGAGCAACAGGAGCACUGGUUUGAGAAGGCUUUACAGGAAAAGAAGGGAUUUAUAAUCAAACGGAUGAAAGAAGAUGGAGCCUGUUUGUUCAGAGCUGUUGCUGAUCAGGUCUACGGUGAUCAGGACAUGCAUGAAGUAGUCAGAAAGCACUGCAUGGAUUACUUGAUGAAGAAUGCAGACUAUUUUUCAAACUAUGUGACAGAAGAUUUUACCACAUACAUCAAUCGGAAACGGAAAAACAACUGUCACGGAAACCACAUAGAAAUGCAAGCGAUGGCAGAAAUGUACAACCGACCUGUUGAAGUAUAUCAGUAUGGCACAGGUAUGAUGCAAGCCGAGAGACCAACGGAUGGUUCCUGUACCAUUCAUGGAAAAACAGUUACUGGAAGAAAGCCAAUCAACACAUUUCAUGGAAUUCAGAAGAAUGAAGAUGAACCAAUAAGAGUGAGCUACCACCGGAAUAUUCACUACAACUCUGUGGUCAACCCAAAUAAGGCUACAAUUGGAGUGGGCCUGGGUCUCCCAUCUUUUAAACCAGGGUAUGCAGAUCAAUCACUGAUGAAAAAUGCCAUCAAAACCUCAGAGGAAUCCUGGAUAGAACAACAGAUGCUGGAGGACAAGAAGAGGGCGACGGACUGGGAGGCCACGAAUGAGGCUAUAGAGGAACAGGUUGCUCGAGAAUCAUAUCUGCAGUGGUUACGGGACCAAGAAAAGCAAGCCAGACAGCCACGCAAGGCCAGUGCAACCUGCAGCUCUGCCACAGCAGCAGCGUCAAGUGGGCCAGAGGAUUGGUGCAGUCGUUCUCCAAGGCAGCGGAGCACAGCUGGGUCACCUGAACAUCCAGAUCUACAUGCAGACUACAGCAUGAAACCCCCCUCCCCAGGAGCCACCUUAGUGUUAGCCAAGCCUCCCUCUCCCUGCGCACCAGGUCCCAGUAGCCAGCCUUGUGCCGGCGCAGACCGUGCUACCUCUCCCCUUGUAUCAUUGUAUCCGGCUCUUGAUUGCAGAGCGAUCAUGCAGCAUAUGUCUCCCACGGCUUUUGGGCUCAAGGAUUGGGACGACGACGAGAUCCUGGCUUCUGUCUUGGCUGUGUCACAGCAGGAAUACCUGGAUACUGUAAAGAAGAGUGCAAUGCGGAGAGAACCCUCUCCUGAUCACAGCUGAUGGACAAAACACUCUUAACCUUCGGGGUGCACGUUGACUUUAAUCUUAAUCUUUCUCUCGUCUUCACCCUACUUCUCUACCUCUCUUUGCUUGCCUUUCCCUUAAACCUUUUUUCCUCCUCCUCUGUCAAGUGCACCGCCUUGGCCCCAGUAGUUUUUAAUCAUGCUCACCCUGUGAUCUCAAAUGAAUGAAUCUCUUUUCUGUAAAUGUCCCUCCCCAAUUUGCUCACAGAGGACUUGUAUAGUUGCAUGUUUGCUCUCCCUGCACCUGGGAAGAUCUGUCCAAAUCGGCUGCGAAGGAGCCUUUUAACACAAACCGCCUUCCUUUUUUUCUCUCUGUGGAGGGCUUCCUGAAAGUCAUUUACUUUUUGGAUGGGUGUGCAGAGGGGAGAUUUUUGUUUGUUUGUUUUUUUAAAAAAAAAGACUGAUACCGCGGGUGAAACCCGAAGCCCUUCACACAUACCACUUUUGUAUCCUGAGUUUUUUUUUUUUUUUUUUCUUUUUGUUCUUGAGGGGAUGUUACAUUCGCUUAAGAUUAACUUUUUUUUUCUUAUUAAGAAAAAAAAAUGAAAAACUCUUAUACAUA